Capsella rubella is the source of this 1919-nucleotide messenger RNA. Its product is annotated as pentatricopeptide repeat-containing protein At2g34400. The record is from RefSeq and is a predicted model, not a curated record. Gene Ontology annotation, biological process: RNA modification. Gene Ontology annotation, molecular function: protein binding; RNA binding. Lineage: Eukaryota; Viridiplantae; Streptophyta; Magnoliopsida; Brassicales; Brassicaceae.
UGUAGUUCUUGUGAUAGUUUGCAAAUGCGCAAACUAGCGUACUCCAUUUACCGCCAAUAUCCUCAUUUCAAACCUAGACAAUUUGAGGAAGCACGACGCGGCGAUCUUAAAGUUGAAAGGGACCUUCUUUGCCUGUUGAAAAAAUGCGUCUCCGUGAACCAAUUGCGAGAGAUUCAAGCACAUAUGUUCGUACACUCCGUCACCGACAAACCCAAUUUUCUGAUUCGCAGGGCCGUCGAGCUUGGGGACUUCAAUUAGGCCUCUUUUCUCUUAUCCGUCACGGAAGAACCGAACCACUACUCUUUCAAUUACAUGAUCCGAGGGUUGACUAACACUUGGCAUGAUCACGGAGCUGCUCUGUCUCUGUAUCGUCGCAUGAAGUUUUCUGUUAAGCCUGAUAAUUUCGUUGUCAUUGCUUGAGGAAAUCUUGAAGAGUUAGGGGGUGGUAGAUCUGUUCAUUCUUCGUUGUUGUUCAAAGUCGGCUUGGAAAGAGACGAUCAUACAAAUCACUCUUUGGUCAAGUUGUAUGCAAAGUGCGGUGAGGUGGAUUAUGCCCGUAAGGUCUUCGACGAAAUUCCUGACAGAGGUACGGUGUCUUGGAACUCGAUAAUCUCUGGGUAUUCUGAGGCAGGUCUCGAAAAAGACGAUUUGGAUUUGUUUAAGAAGAUGGAGGAUGAAAGAUUUGAACCAGAUGAGAGGACGUUGGUGAGUAAGUUGGGUGCUUGUGCACAUUUGGGGGAUUUGACAACUGGUAGAUUGCUUGAGGAGAUACCCAUUACCAAAAAGGUCGGGUUAAGCACGUUCCUCGGGCCUACAUUGAUCAGUAUGUAUGGAAAAUGCGGCGAUUUGGAUUCAGCCAGAAGGUUUUUCAAUCAAAUGAUUAAGAAGGAUCGAGUUACUUGGAAUGCUAUGAUCACUAUAUACUCACAAAAUGGUAAGGCAAGUGAAGCUUUUAAACUGUUAUAUGAGAUGGAAAAAGGAGUUUCCCUGGAGACCUACGUUUUAGAUAUUGGCUUGCAAUGUAACAUCUAUGAGGCCGCAGUACUAGUCCACAUGCACGGAAAGUGCACUCAUAUAGAGGAAGCUCUGAGAGUAUUUGAAGAUCCAGUGAAAAACGAAGCCACUUGGAACGCUAUGAUAACCGUUUAUGCGCAUCAUGGACAUGCUAAAGAAGCUCUUUUGCUGUUUGAUCGAAUGUCAGUUCCUCCAAGUGAAGUUACAUUCGUUGGAGUGCUCUCUGCUUGUGUGCAUGUCCGUUUGCUCGAUCAAGGCUGUGGUAUUUUCCAUGAAAUGAGUUCUUUGUACGGGUUGGUCCCAAAAGAGCAUUACACAAACAUAAUCGAUCUCCUGUCUCGUGGGGGAUUGUUAGAAGAGGCUUGGAAGUUCAUGGAGAGGUAUCCUGGGAAGCCUGAUGAGACCAUGUUAGCAGCGAUCCUUGGAGCGCGUCAUAAGAGAAAAGAUGUGGGGAUUGCAGAGAAGGGGACGAGGAUGUUGAUGGAGAUGAAGGAAGUGAAAAAUGCGGAAAAUUUUGUCAUCUCUUCAAAGGUUGUUGCUGAUAUGAAGAUGUGAGGUGACUGUGCGAAGAUGAGGGCGUUGAUGAGAGACAGAGGCGUCAUUAAGACACCAGGACGCAGCUGGAUUGCGAUCGACGGCGAGACAAUGGAGUUUUUAGCCGGAAGCGAUUAAUUACAGUGUGGCACGGAAGAAUCCGGUUUGUUGGUGGAGGAGAUGAAGAGGGAAAGGUAUGACUUUGUAGGAGAAGUUUGAUUUGUGUUUGUUCCAUCCACCUGUGACUUUUUUUCUGAGAGAGACUAAAAUAUUAGUAUAGUGAAAUACUGAAAUUUGGUGUGAACUAAAUAAAAGCUGUAUGUAAAAUAGUAUAAUAUGAAAAGAAAAGUCACGUAACUCGGCUUAUCUGA